CAGUGGCCGCCUUCCUUGAGCAGAGUCCUCUUCAGCCCCUUAGCUGUGCUCAUCUUGUUUUUCUACAUUUUACUAUUGGAGUUUGGUUGUUUGUGGGGGGGGGGGGGUGUUUGAAAUCAUCCCUUAAGAUUAAAUUCCCCAAAAUCCCGAGUGGCAUGUGAGGUAACAGUGACAGUAAAUCUGUGGCCCUUUGCUCGCCAGUGAUCAUUCCCGCCUGGGAUUAUCUGCUGUGUAGGAGGAGCCCCAGUUUCCGCCGCCCUCACUGCCUUUAAUCCUGUUUCUAUGCUUCUGGGUUCCGUGCACCAGAAUAAAUGUCUAAAUGGACCUUGUUAACGUCAGGCUGGCUUUACACCCACUCUGUCAGCACCCCAGCUACUGACAGUCGCACGGAGAAGUGCUUGGAGGAGCUGUCAGUGGUCUCUCACUAAGAGUUUGGCUCCCCUCCCUCCCAGGAGAUGUUACUUAGUGAGUUAUUCUUAAUUCCUGCUUUUUUUUCUGGUCUCUUAUUCUGAUGUUGAUCCUGCCCCGGAGUCAGUCCGCCUUCCUCUGCCGUAUGGUAUUUGUGUGGGUUUAACUCGCUCUGCGAGGGGGCCUGUAAUGUAAAUGCGAUGGGGGCUGUGGGUAGACACCUCACUGUGCCGCAUGUGUUUCUCCAGUGCAUUUCCAGCUGGAGGGGAAGCCUCACAGGGACCUGGAGUGCAGCGGUUCUGUGCAGCCUAUUAGGUCUCGAUCAAGGCUUGAUUGUAGUUUCGGAGCAAGACUAGUUCAAUCUUAGCUGGAGGGGCUCAUACACUUUUUGGCCCCCCGGGAACAAGACAGGAUGACCUGUGCGCAAACAUUACAUCUGACCAGUUUAACAGACAUUUUGGUGGAGCUACUGGUGUUAAUGUAAAACAAACACAUUUUGAAAGACUUGCUCUAGAAGCAUUUAAAGGUUCAUUACACAUAUGAAUGCAUAUAGGUUUACGCACAAUACAAGGUUUUAUCUUUAUUAGGUCAUUACUGGGUUAAGGGGCUUUUUGCACUGUGGUUAUCUGAAAUUCCGCGUUCAGUUAGCUAGAAAUUGAAGCAGAUGUGUUUUGGUUGGAAAUGAAAGCUGCCGGUCCCCAGCGGCGGGGUCUUGCUGUCUGCUCCUCGAUCGGGACCGGCUGCCCUUCAUCAUGAUAAACAGGAAACGGGGCAGUAAAUCACUGGCAGUGCAUCGUUGGCUCUCUGCUUACUCAGCAGUUCAGUUUGCCGACAGAGGUACGUGCGCAUAAACUCCCUCCGAAAAGGCUGAGCGUGUAUGAUUCGCCGGUUUUCCUUUAAACAAACCAACCUGCCAACCUUCUGACUGCCAAACACUCAUACAAAAGCCGCUGUUGUCCUUUACACUGCUCCCCCCCCCCCCCCCCGAAUCCGUUGCAGGGAGGCAGUUUAGAGCACAUACUUGGUACUGCCAGCGCCAUCCAGCAGGUAUGGGACGCGAUGGGACAUGAAUUUGUAGCGGUGACAUUAAGUGGCUAACUUCAGAGCAUGGUUAGCAUACUGUACAUGUUUAACAGGUGAUCUUCUAGUAACAGCCUUGACCACAAUAUGCGUAUGGAAUUUGCGCAAAUAACUUCGAACUUAAUCGAACUGCUUAAAUUUGCUUGUUCAUCUUCGGUCCCAGGAGAUGCCAAUUUCGUACAGGCUGUUUGGUGAGUUCCCUGAUAGAAACGGAUAUGACUCCAGUGACUGAAUUAAAGUCUGGUGAUUUACACUGUCCGGGCUUUUUUAAACACCCCAAAUUUGGUGCUUAAAUGAAUUUAUUACCAAAAAUAAUGUAAAAUUAUUAGUGAAAUGAAUUACUAUGGUUGGAAAUCACGUGCAAUCAUUUUAGCCAAUUCCUCAUCAAUUGUUUUCUGUUUUACUGGAGUCAUAGCUUUUUGCACAAACUGUCUCAUAGAGCUCUGGGUUGUAGGUCUAGGUGGUUGUGGUGCUGUACUGGAUGACUGUGUAGACACUGACAAACUGGCACUUUCAACAGUUGCAGUAGACAAACUGUGACUCAUUAUUUUUUCUUCCCACUGCACUGAUGGAUGUACAGUUCUCAGGUGCCAAUGCAGGUUAUUUGUAGAGCCUGUUCGAUAUGAGAUUUUAACCUUGCACGCUCUACACUCUACCUUUGUAUUAUCAAUGUAAUUGAAAUGUAUCCAAAUUUCACUCCGUUUCCUUCAGUCACUCAUUUUGUCGUGCGCGUAUCCUUCCCUCCUGUUUCUCUGUCUGUGCCUGCGAUUGCUCUAUUUGUCUAUGGGUGCGUUCGACUUCACGCAGCCGUUUGCAGCGCUGGCUUAAAGUAAUGCAUUCUGGUCCCAACGCAAUGCAUCACGGUUAUUUUUUUUUGUCCGACUUCAGCGGCGCUGCAAAACGUCACCAUCCGUGACCAUGUCACAUGGUACAAAAACCUCACGAGAACAAGGCGAUAUAAAACUUAAAGCCCAAGUCAAACGCACCCUGUAGCACUGCCCCUCCCAGUCCUGCUCAGAGCAGACACGCAUCGUGUGGUUGACCAAUCCUUGCGGCUUGAAAAAAAAAAAAGAGAAAUAAAAAAAGCGGCUCUGACUCCGGCUCACAGGCAGGAGCCGGCUCCGAUCAUUCAUUUCAAAGAGCCGGCUCCGAGAGCCGUUUCGUUCGCGACCGACACAUCACUACAAAUUUCAAGUGGGGUCUACUGUGGACUGGCGAGUAUGCUGGGAAAGGCUGAACACAAGAUUGGAAAAGUCUUUGCUGGGAGAACAGCAGGAAAAAGUUUCGCACCAGUACUACAAAGGCAGUUCCAAGGACGGGCCAUGCUAUAGUCUUCUGUUUUAAAUAAAAUACACAGCUUUAAAAAUAUCACAAUUACAAAUGUCGCUGGAUGGAAGAUUCAGCCAUGCCGCCAUAUGUAAUGUAGUACAGGCCUGGGCGUUUCGUUUAAUUGGUUACUUACGGAUCUGAGAUAAUUCAGAAGUUUUUACAGACGUGCGGAAAUGUAAUGCAGAUGCUCUAGUGCCCGCUUACCCAUGCAUCACCUCGAUGUUAAUUACCACCCCUUUUUCGCUAUCCGUGCACAUGCAUGCAUUAGUCUGCAGUCUUGAGGUCUGCGGUUGAGAAAUAUGCGAGUCACUGAUGUCGUUCAGCUAAAAAAAACUGCCCACAUGACAAACUGAUGGCAUUUUUGUUUUCAGAGAAGAUUUUUGAAAGUGCUGGAGGUACUUUCAACAUGUGUGCGCCGUCUGCGGCCUUUGCCUACAGAUAGAGCGCCAUCUAGUGCAGAAAUGGUGAAUGGUCCAUAUAAUCCGAGUUUCCCGUUACUUUUCCUACAAUUUUUAACUAUUUACAGUCUUUUUCAUGUCCAAAAUUUAAGAUAUCCUUUCUUAAACCGAACCCGCGAAGCCGUCGAUUUUUGUAGGCUUUCAAUAAUUUUUAAUCAUUAACCUACAAAUAAAUCUAAAGACGUUAUAAUUUACCCCUGAAAUCAGCUCUGAAAAGGGCUGUUGUUGUAUGGAUCGUUGUAUGGAUUAGACCUGCGACCGCGGAACUGAACUAAAAAGGUACCUUAUUCAAAAUAGACAAAAGCUAAUCGUUUCUGUUCUGCAUAGACAAAAGCCAAACGUUUCUGCUUUGCAAGCAUUUGCUUUGAAAUAAAGACAUAAAAUCCCAAAUGAUUAUCGUGUUUUAUUUUCUGUCAAUUGACAUCAGGCCACAUAUUGCUUACAAAAGUCGUAUGCAAUGAAUGAAACAGUUUUUGGCAACAGUUUUGUCUAACUCCCCUGCCAUUCAUUUUUAUAAAAGCAACUGUAUGUUGUUUUUAUCAUAUGAACCUAUAGUGGCGCGUGCAGACCUGCGCGGUCUUCUUGAAUAGACGGUAUUUCUUCCCAGAUUCUUUCUCUGGAUUGGAUCAGAUCGUCACAUGUGCCCCCUUCGCUGGUCUUUAAAUCUGACCCCUCCGUUUCCUUCAGGCCAUAUUUUCACCCAUCGAGAGGGCAGGGACGAAGGACCAUCUGCAGCGAAAGCAUGAACGCCGUAGGCAGAUGUCUGGCACUGUACCUCUCUGCCCUGGUGCUGGAGGUGCAGGGAACCUACAGGUUUAACGGGUACCAUCCGGGACGCUACGCCGAUCGACCUGUGGCAAGAUCCAGUUACCUGCAAAACAUCCAGCCUGCGCAAAAUGACCUCAGUGCAGGGGUACACGGCAAUAAUCACAGGUUUUAUGGCUAUCACUACUAUCACCAACCACCAAGGAUCUCUCCGCCUGUCACGUACCGCUGGCCUCCGGCCCCCGUUGUACCGCCGCCGCCGGUGAAGUACUACCGGCUCGCCGCACCCCCUCCUGCGGCGCCGCCGGUCGUUUACCGUCACCCCAUCGCAUUGCCGCUACCAACGCUGCCGGUCAGGUACCACCGAUUCACCGCGGCCCCUCCGACAACGGAGCCGGUCAGGUACCACCGGUCUACCGCGGCCCCUCCGACAACGGAGCCGGUCAGGUACCACCGGUCUACCGCGGCCCCUCCGACAACGGAGCCGGUCAGGUACCACCUGUCCACCGCAACCCCACCGUCACCGCAGCCGGUCAGUACCCAAAGUGUCAUCACCACCACCAUCAUUGCUGAUUCAGGAGGAUCUCACUGCAAAAGUCGCCCUUUGGACUUGGUCUUCAUCAUCGACAGCUCCCGGAGUGUGCGCCCUGCCGAAUUUGAGAAAGUCAAGACCUUCAUAAGUGACAUGGUGGACACACUGGAGAUAGGCCGAGAUGCCACCCGGGUGGCUGUAGUCAAUUAUGCCAGCACGGUCCAGAUUGAGUUCCUUUUGAAGAACCAUUUCAACAAGGUGGACCUGAAGCGGGCCAUGGCCCAGAUCGAGCCACUUUCCACAGGCACCAUGACUGGCCUGGCCAUCAAGACGGCCAUGGAGAAAGUCUUUACUGCAGAGUCGGGUGCCCGGCCUCGCUCCACCAACAUCUCCAAGGUGGCUAUCAUCGUGACGGAUGGGCGGCCCCAAGAUGGGGUGGAGGAGGUGUCAGCUACAGCCCGCGCUGUACAGAUUGAGAUCUACGCCAUCGGGGUGGACCGCGCGGAUCUACAGUCACUGCGACUCAUGGCCAGUCAACCCCUAGACGACCAUGUCUUCUACGUGGAGACAUACGGCGUCAUCGAGAAGCUCACCUCUAAGUUUCGGGAGACACUUUGCGGUCUGGACUCCUGUGCACUUGGACACGACUGCGAGCAAAUUUGUGUCAACAGCGACACCUCCUAUUACUGCAGGUGUCACGAAGGGUACACCCUGAAUGAGGACAGGAGAACCUGUUUACGUAUGGAUGGCUGCGCUCCCGGACAAGACUGCGAGCCGGUUUGCACGAAGCGCGAUGGCUUGCAGGUCUGCUCGUGCCCAGUGGGGUAUGUCUUAAACGAGGAAAGGAGGACAUGUUCACGUCUGGAAGGAUGUGCCCUCGGACACGACUGUGAGCACAUUUGCAUUGACAACCGCGGCUCACAAAACUGCAGGUGUCGGAAUGGGUAUUUCCUGAACGAAGACAAGAAAACAUGUUCGCAGGAAGCCAGAGCAAUAGUGCUGCAAGACCCAUGCAAGUGUGAGGCACAGGUGGCGUUCCAGCGGAAGAUGCAGACAGUGCUGCAGGGCCUCAACAGCAAGCUGGAUGAGGUAACGAGGAAGCUUCAGCGAUUGGAGGCCGUGCCACGUCGUUUCUGAUGGAGCAGCCUAUCACGUGAAGCCCCGCGUUCCGGCUGGGUACAUCUCUCCAAUCGGCCGAUGCUGCUGAUCGUGACUCAUCGCCCUGAUCUGCCGGGGCCCUCCUUGUCCGUGUCUAGGAGGGAGCCUCCAUUCACCCUGGCCUUUUCCUGCUUAUACCAUAUAGUGAAUUUUGGUGGAAGAAGUUAUAUUUGCCUUUUUUAAAAUAAAUGUUGCUCUGUUAAAAUGCUUAAUGUUAUUUAAAGGAGAUUAACGUUAGCUGUGUAUACGUGAAUAUAAUGCUACAUUUUAUUUUGGGUACAGAUAAAAAUGUGCAGGUGACAAAAGAAUAAACUGGGAUAUGAGUGAUUUAACUAAGGAUGUGAUUCUGUGCAUAUGACAGCAACUAGCACUGACUGACACUUAUGCUGGAGUUAGUGUAUGUAUAUGUGCAUAUGCCUCAAAUAAACUGUCCUCAACCCUGAAAA
Brienomyrus brachyistius is the source of this 6176-nucleotide messenger RNA. RefSeq names its product matrilin 3b (gene matn3b). Bases 4018 to 5709 code for a protein of 563 amino acids. The record is from RefSeq and is a predicted model, not a curated record. Gene Ontology annotation, molecular function: calcium ion binding. NCBI's taxonomy places the organism in Eukaryota, Metazoa, Chordata, Actinopteri, Osteoglossiformes, Mormyridae. The transcript has 8 exons.